Molecule: messenger RNA, 1386 nt
Organism: Aspergillus udagawae
Lineage: Eukaryota; Fungi; Ascomycota; Eurotiomycetes; Eurotiales; Aspergillaceae
Product: Zn(II)2Cys6 transcription factor
Exons: 1
Coding region: 1-1386 (461 amino acids)
Biological process (GO): positive regulation of transcription by RNA polymerase II
Cellular component (GO): nucleus
Molecular function (GO): transcription cis-regulatory region binding; zinc ion binding; DNA-binding transcription factor activity, RNA polymerase II-specific
Source: RefSeq, a predicted model, not a curated record
AUGCCUUUCGCGCGUUUGCGGUUCGGACCAGUAAUUAGCUCAUCUGAACACGCACCGCCCGAGGCAGCCCUGGAGAGAUUCUUCGCGGAGUCGCGAAGUAACGCGAGGAGCAAAUUUGGCUGCCAACAAUGUAAGUCAAAGCGUGUCAAGUGUGACGAGUCUCGUCCGACAUGCAAGCGAUGCGCGCGGCAGGGUCUGAUUUGCUCUUCGACCCCACCCCUCACAAAGUGGCAAGUGGAGACGCCCUGGUUCUCCCUGAAAUGCGACACAAUUGUCAAUCGAAGAUUGCUACAAUACUGGCUGGAGAGAGUUAGUCAGAUGCUGGUGAUCGACCCUGAGGACAAUCCGUAUUCGUUCCCCGCCCUCGAAUAUAUACUCCAGUCGCCCGCCCUGAUCCAUACUAUCCAAUCACUCAGCGCCAACCACGAACAAUACUUCCCCACACUUGCCCCUAUAGUUGCGCUCGAAGAACGGGGCAAAGCUCUGGCAUGCCUUCGGAAAGAGGUAGACCAGAACCAGCGGCCACCGCAAGCAUUUCUUCUAACAGUGAUGCUGAUGGCAUUAGCCCACGGCGCUGAUUGUAACAUGAACGAUUAUGGCAAGCAGCAUUUGAUUGCCGCGCGAAUCAUGAUCAACAGGAUGCUCCAGAACACCUCUUCCCUCAUGGAUGACGAGCCUCUCGCCCGGCUCUGUCUCGGAAUGUAUCUUUACUGGGAUAUGUGCACCGCAUUCCUGCUAGAUUCAGACGAAGAGCGGCGGAUCAAUUCGCUUAAUAUGUCAAUUGCCAUCCACAGAAUGGGUAACUGGCACCACCCAAUGUAUGGACCGUGUACCGAACUCCUCUUCAUUUUGGGAAAUGUGGGCCGGUACUGCCGGCGGAUCCUUGACUCGCAGCAACGCAACUUCGCACAGGAAGCCAUGUUGGAGCAACAACUAUGCUGUUGGAAGGUAUAUCCCCCAAACAUCGGCUUGGGGCAUCUAUAUGAAGCGCUCCGCAAACAUGGCCUUAUUUUCCUGUAUCGAGCCAGUGGGCAAAAUGAUCAAUUCACGAAUCCGGAUUUGAUGCUUCAAAGCCGGGACUCCUUGAUCAAAGACUAUGCCGAAGAGACUGUCCGCCACCUGAUGCAGAUACCUGCAACCUCAAACUACCUGAAUUUCCAAUCUCUUCCGCUUCUUGCGGCUGGGUCUGAGCUGCCUGGUUCAAGAAACCUUUUGCGAGCCCAGGUUCGCGAGAGACUUCGGGCCGUAUAUUCGCUGAACCGGCUUCCUGCAAAUCUUCACACCCUUCAACUUCUCGAAGAAUUGUGGAAUGCCCGAGAUAACGGUAAUCCAUCAUUCUGGCUAUACCACAUGCUACAAAAGAAUUGGCGUUUGCUCCUAGGAUGA